AAUGCAGUUCCCCUCCUGAGAUGCUGAGUGGUACAUUCCUAUCUACUACUCUCUGCUGCUCUGCCUCUCGGUCCAUCAGACAGCCGAGCGCUCGCUGCAUGCUGCACUGCUCCACAGCAUCACUGGCCGUGUUUCUGUGUGUCAAACCAUCCAGUGCUGCUUGUCUAGACGUUCAGGAUGUGUGGUGGGUGUCCUGUGCUGUAAACAAACUACAACACUCCAGUACUCCCACUGUAAGACUCCUGGUCAGAUUCGGCAACGGCAUUGGGAUGUCUUCCCCAGGAUCCACCAGCGGCAGCAAGAGGAAUUCUUCGGAGCUGGAGCAUGCUCAGAGAGUGCCGGAGGCGGAGCCUGUCCAGCCGCAGGUAAAAAUAAAGGACAGGCAAAAGUUUUUUGAGGAGGCUUUUCAGCAGGACAUGGAGCACUACCUGUCCACAGGAUACCUACAGAUCGCGGAGAGAAGAGAGACAAUAGGAAGCAUGUCAUCAAUGGAAGUGAACGUGGACAUGCUGGAGCAAAUGGACCUAAUGGACAUGUCUGACCAUGAGGCGUUGGACGUCUUCCUCAACUCUGGUGGAGAGGACAACAGUGUGGCCUCACCGUUACUGGGUCCGGACGUGGAGUCGUUCACCUCUGAGAUCUCUCUUCAGGUGCCCACACAGGCCGACCUGAGACACAAGCUGGCGUCGCUGUCCUCCACCUGCACAGACUCAGCCAGCCAGGACACGGAGGCGGGUGAAGAGGAGGACGACGAUGAUGAUGCAGAUGAUGAGAGGGGACCAGCAGACAUCCGCGGCUCUCCACUAGUUCAGCCAGAUCAGGAAGAGGUCGAGGCAGAUGCCACGAUACCCGAGAGAGAACAAAACCAGCCAAACAAGAACUGUUAGAGCGGCAGCUCUUCCUGAAACACGGAGGAUGAGCAACAGACUCUUAAGAGGAAGUGAUGUAGUUAGUGGUGUGCUAUGCACUUGCCUUCAAAGGAAAGUUGUGCACUGGUGUUUUAUGAAACCCUUUUGGUUUUUGUAAAGAAAUUCUUUGUCAUGUGCUGUGCAGUGUGAAGCCCGAUCCUGUGUCUGCCCUUCAAAUCAAUAAAUAGAUUUUAUUCUGUUGGACGUUCA
This is a messenger RNA of Carassius carassius (crucian carp), 1118 nucleotides long. Its product is annotated as dysbindin-like. Gene Ontology annotation, cellular component: cytoplasm; plasma membrane; neuron projection. Gene Ontology annotation, biological process: anterograde synaptic vesicle transport; neuron projection development; regulation of synaptic vesicle exocytosis. The record is from RefSeq and is a predicted model, not a curated record. Bases 21 to 887 code for a protein of 288 amino acids. The transcript is spliced from 4 exons. NCBI's taxonomy places the organism in Eukaryota, Metazoa, Chordata, Actinopteri, Cypriniformes, Cyprinidae.